This is a messenger RNA of Chelmon rostratus (copperband butterflyfish), 3559 nucleotides long. RefSeq names its product alanyl-tRNA synthetase 2, mitochondrial (putative) (gene aars2). Bases 80 to 3040 code for a protein of 986 amino acids. Gene Ontology annotation, biological process: alanyl-tRNA aminoacylation; tRNA modification. Gene Ontology annotation, molecular function: alanine-tRNA ligase activity; amino acid binding; aminoacyl-tRNA deacylase activity. The record is from RefSeq and is a predicted model, not a curated record. The transcript is spliced from 22 exons. NCBI's taxonomy places the organism in Eukaryota, Metazoa, Chordata, Actinopteri, Chaetodontiformes, Chaetodontidae. Gene Ontology annotation, cellular component: cytoplasm; mitochondrion.
ACUUGUGGUACCAGCGAGGGUCACGAUGAUCCAGGUUCAGCCCGUUUCUCUGGGAGUCUGAUCGGAGUCUGUGAUCCAGAUGUUCAGACUGUUUCUCCGGAGGCUCCGGCCGAUCAGCGGGCCGCCGGGCCGCCUCCAUGGCCGCUCAGCUCGCUCCCUCAGCAGCUCUCCUCCGGAGAUGCCCGCUGACCGGGUCCGUAGCACCUUCCUGGACUUCUUCCGGCAGAAACACGGACACCUGCUGGUCCCGUCCUCUCCGGUCCGGCCCAGAGGAGACCCCAGCCUGCUGUUCGUCAACGCCGGCAUGAACCAGUUUAAGCCGAUCUUUCUGGGGACCGUGGACCCUCGCAGCGAGAUGUCUUCGUACCGCCGUGUGGUCAACAGUCAGAAAUGCGUACGAGCCGGCGGCAAACACAACGACCUGGAGGACGUGGGCCGAGACGUGUACCACCACACCUUCUUCGAGAUGCUGGGAAGCUGGUCGUUUGGAGACUACUUCAAGGAGGAGGCGUGCUGCAUGGCGUGGAGCCUCCUCACGGAGCAUUAUGGGAUACCUGCAGACAGACUGUACGUGUCUUAUUUUGCUGGAGACGCUGCCUCAGGUUUACCAGCUGAUGAAGAGACUCGGCAGAUCUGGUUAGACAUUGGGGUUCCUCCUGGUCGCCUCCUUCCAUUCGGCCUAAAAGAGAAUUUCUGGGAAAUGGGAGACUCGGGUCCCUGUGGCCCCUGUACUGAGAUCCACUACGACCACGUCGGAGGACGAGAUGCCACAACACUUGUUAAUGCUGACAGUCCUGACGUGGUGGAGAUCUGGAACCUGGUCUUCAUGCAGUACCACAGAGAGAUGGACCAUAGUCUGCGGCUACUACCCCAGUUCAGCGUGGAUACUGGGAUGGGACUUGAGAGACUGGUCAGUGUCCUGCAGGGUAAAAGAUCAAACUACGACACUGAUCUGUUCACCCCACUGCUCCAUGCCAUCCACCAGAGGUCGAGGGCGAGGUCUUACAGCGGCAGGACGGGGGCGGCGGACGAGGGGAAGGUGGAUAUGGCGUACCGGGUGGUGGUGGACCACAUCCGCACUUUAUCGGUCUGCAUCACCGACGGAGUUCAUCCGGGCAUGUCAGGAGCAGAGCUGGUGUUGAGGAGGAUUUUGCGGCGGGCCGUUCGGUUCUGUGUCGAGGUCCUUCAGGCUCCUCAGGGGGCGCUGGCCAGCCUGGUUCCUACUGUCGCCCACAUACUGGGCGACGCCUAUCCGGAGCUCCACAGGGAGGCAGACCGGAUCAUGGACGUCAUCAACGAGAACGAGGCCCACUUCCUGUCGUCUCUGCAGCAGGGCAGCAGGCUGAUCCGCCGGAACCUCGACAGAAAGGACUACAAACAUGGAGUCUUCCCCGCCUCAGUGGCCUGGUCUCUGCACAGGGACCUGGGCUUCCCUCUGGACCUGGUAGACCUGAUGCUGGAGGAGAGAGGAGUCCAGGUGGACCGACAGGAGCUUGACCGACUGAUCGCAGAGAACCACAAGGUGAUGUCUGAUCUGCAGUCAGGUGUUAAGUCUCAGAUGAUGCUGGACGUCCUCAGCCUGGCAGAGCUGGAGCGUCUCGGUGUUCCUCACACCGACGACAGCCUCAAGUACCAGUACAGAUUGGAUCAGGACAGAUACGUGUUCCCAGCAUGCUGUGCGACAGUCCUGGCUCUGUAUGAUGGGCAGACACUGGUGUCAGAGGUCACUGAGGGUCACCGCUGUGGUGUCAUCCUGGAUCGAACCUCCUUCUACUCUGAGCAGGGGGGGCAGUCACAUGACCUGGGCUACUUUGCCCGAGGCGGACUGCAGGAUGUCCUGUACCCUGUGGAGGCAGUGAUACUGGCGGGAGGAUACACAGUCCAUCAGGUGACUGCAGCCGGCAGCCUCAAGACUGGAGACAAGGUCCAGCUACACCUAGACCAGGUCCACAGGUUGUCCUGCAUGAUGAAUCACACGGCGACUCACAUCCUGAACUUUGCGCUGAGGGAGGUUUUAGGUCCUUCAGUUCAGCAGAGAGGAUCUCACGUGUCAGCUGAUCGCCUCCGCUUCGACUUCAGUGUCAAGGGUUCACUCAGCGUCUCUCAGCUGCAGCAGGUAGAGAGGUGUGUCAAUGACAUCAUCUCAGCCAAUCAGAUCGUCCACAGCCAGGCGCUCCCUCUAGAGACAGCCAGGCGCAUCAACGGACUGAGGACGGUGGACGAGGUGUAUCCAGACCCCGUUCGAGUGGUGGCGGUUGCAGUGGCGGUUUCUGACCUGUUGGAGGAUCGGACAGGCAGACAGACAUCUGUGGAGCUCUGCUGCGGAACACACCUUCUGCAGACGGGAACCAUCAAACACCUGGUGAUUGUUUCCGAGAGACAGAUGGUGAAAGGAAUCAGUCGCAUCGUCGCGGUGACGGGACAGGAAGCGAUACGGGCUCUGGAGGCGGGUCAGGUGUUGUCUCAGGAUGUGGACUCUUUGUCAGCUAGACUCACAGGCUCCGCCCCCCUCAGCAUUGACUCCGCCCAGCGUCUUGCCAAGGAGGUCGGAGUCCUCUCUGAUGCUGUGGAUAACACCCCCAUCCCUCAGUGGCAGCGCAGAGAGCUGCAGAGUCGACUCAGAGCUCUGCAGAGGAGCAGCAACACCGCCGUCAGGAAACUGGAGACCAGAGAGGCUGCAGUGAGAGCUCAGACUCUGCAGGAGAGGAACGGCACGAAGGAUCUGCUGGUGGACUCGGUGGAGACGGACUCUCUGUCGAUUUUGAUGAAGACCGUGAAUCAGCUGAGUGCUGCAGCUCCUCAGAGUCAUGUGAUGCUGCUCGCUCACCAGAGGCAUUCUGGGAAGGUUCUGUGUGCCUGUCAGGUUCCCAAGGACUCACCACCCCUACUGGCCUCUGAUUGGGCAGUGGCAGUGUGUCAUCAUCUCGGGGGGAGCGCUGGGGGCUCCGCGCUGGUUGCCAUGGGAACAGGAAGCAGCAGUGACAUCACUGAGGCUCUGAGGUGGGCGGAGGAAUUUGCUCACCUGAAAAUACAGCGAUGAUGUCAUCAUCACUCUGACAUCACAGCGUCUUUUUCUGGUGGCUUUUGGGAGCUGAAGGGGUCAGGUACCUGCGCCCCUGAGGAACUGUUUCCUGUUUGAACAGGAAGUGUGGGACAUAUGAGACCACAUGAGAGAGUGAACCAAUGAGAUGUCCUUUUGAGGAGAGAGGGGUGUGGCCAGACUGGUGGGCAGGGCUUCCUUACUGUCACUCGCUCUCUCUGUUGGUCUGAAAAGGCUGCAGCUGAACUGAGGUGUUUCUAAUAUUUUGUCCACCCUAUUUAUAUGAAAAUAUUAGAAACCCUGUUAAAAACAGAACAUUAGAUCACGAAGGGAAGAUUUUUAUUAUUUAAACAUUUGAAAUUCUCAAAUGAUGCUGCAUCCUGGAACAUGAUAGCAGAGAGGACCAUGCUACAGGUACAGGUAAUGUAAACCCCGCCCACAGAUGCACUCCAGCUCUUUUCAUUGGACGAUGAUAGCGUAUUUGUUUUAAAAUAAAUAAAAACAUCACAGCUCAGUCCC